This is a messenger RNA of Fraxinus pennsylvanica, 1890 nucleotides long. NCBI's taxonomy places the organism in Eukaryota, Viridiplantae, Streptophyta, Magnoliopsida, Lamiales, Oleaceae. The record is from the annotation of a GenBank genome assembly.
AUGUCCGAGAGUCCAAGAGAGGCUGUACUGAGUCAAAUAAGUGACUCAGUCAAGGCCAUUUACGGAUUGCCCGAGUGCAGAACGAUUGCAAAGAAGAUGUAUUGUAAUCUGGUGAGAAGGGUGAAGCUUUUAAGCCCUCUGUUUGAGGAAUUGAGGGAGGUUGAAGAAGAAGAGUUUGGAAGCGACGUUGUUAAGGGGCUUGACUCGCUGAGAAUCGCCCUUGACUCAGCUCUUGAGAUGCUAAAAUCGAUCCAUGAAGGCAGUAAGAUUUUCCAGGUGUUGCAAGUGGACAAAAUAGCAUGCAAGUUUGAUCUUGUUACUGAACAGAUAGAAGCAGCAUUGAGUCAGAUUCCCUAUGAUAAACUUGAUAUACCGGAGGAUGUUCGAGAACAGAUUGAACUUGUGCAUACACAAUUCAAAAGAGCAGUAGGUAAAAUGGAGUCUCUUGAUUUGCAACUGGCAAUAGAUUUAGCUUCUGCGCAAAUGGAAGAUGACCCCGACCCAAUAAUUUAUAAAAGGCUUUCUGAGAAACUGCAUCUCAGGACUAUAAAUGAUCUGAAGAAAGAGUCACUUGCCAUCCACAACAUGGUUAUCUCAUGCAGUGGAUUUCCAGCUGGAGUACCAGAGGAGUACUUUGAAACUAUGUCGUUUCUCCUUCGAAAGGUAAAGGACUGUGUGACGGAGGAAAAUCCUGUCCCUGACACCCUUGAAGCUGACAAGAGUUCAAUUAAGCACAGAUCUCCAGUUAUCCCAGAUGACUUCCGCUGUCCAAUAUCGCUUGAGUUGAUGAGAGAUCCUGUAAUUGUGUCUACUGGACAGACAUACGAGCGGUCCUCCAUUCAAAAAUGGUUGGAUGCAGGUCACAAGACUUGCCCCAAGACUCAGCAGACGCUAUUGCACACAGCCCUAACACCAAAUUAUGUUUUGAAGAGUCUUAUUGCUUUGUGGUGUGAGAGCAAUGGUGUUGAGCUGCCUAAAAAACAAGGGAACUGUCGCAAUAAAAGAACGGGAAUUGGUGGUUCAGACUGUGAUCAAGCUGCUAUUGAUGCCUUGUUGCAGAAACUUGCAAAUGGUACUAUUGAACAGCAAAGAGCUGCUGCGGGUGAGCUUCGUUUGCUAGCAAAAAGAAAUGCAGAUAACAGAGUAUGUAUUGCAGAAGCAGGAGCUAUUCCACUGCUAGUCGAACUAUUAUCCUCUUCCGAUCCAAGGACUCAGGAGCAUGCCGUCACAGCACUUCUUAACCUCUCUAUAAAUGAGGCGAACAAGGGAACUAUUGUAAAUGCCGGCGCAAUACCUGAUAUAGUGGAUGUGCUAAAAAAUGGCAGCAUGGAAGCUAGAGAAAACGCAGCAGCAACCCUUUUUAGCUUGUCCGUUCUAGAUGAGAACAAGGUGGCGAUAGGAGCAGCUGGAGCCAUCCCACCUCUUAUUGAUUUGCUCUGCCAGGGGACUCCGAGAGGAAAGAAAGAUGCGGCCACUGCUAUAUUUAACCUUUUAAUCUAUCAAGGAAACAAGGUGAGGGCCGUAAGGGCAAGGAUUGUACCACCACUUAUGAGAUUGCUCAAGGAUCCCGGAGGAGGAAUGGUGGAUGAAGCUCUGGCAAUAUUGGCUAUUCUUGCUAGCCAUCCAGAAGGGAAAGUAGCAAUUGGGCAAGCUGAGCCAAUCACUAUUUUGAUCGAGGCAAUUAAGACUGGUUCGCCACACAACCGGGAAAAUGCAUCAGCAAUAUUAUGGUCCUUAUGCACGGGUGAUUCUCAAUACUUGAAACUUGCCAGUGAGCUAGGAGCAGAAGAGGCAUUGAAGGAAUUGUCGGAGAGUGGGACCGACAGGGCCAAAAGAAAAGCCGGAGAUGUUUUGAAGCUUCUCCAGCGAGCUGAAGACGUUAUUGAAUGA